Messenger RNA from Williopsis jadinii, 1308 nucleotides. It is a transcript of the gene EEB1, whose product is annotated as medium-chain fatty acid ethyl ester synthase/esterase. The coding region runs from base 1 to 1308 and encodes 435 amino acids. The record is from RefSeq and is a predicted model, not a curated record. Lineage: Eukaryota; Fungi; Ascomycota; Saccharomycetes; Phaffomycetales; Wickerhamomycetaceae. Gene Ontology annotation, molecular function: acetylesterase activity; monoacylglycerol lipase activity. Gene Ontology annotation, biological process: medium-chain fatty acid biosynthetic process; medium-chain fatty acid catabolic process. The transcript has a single exon.
AUGGUUGGAUUCAGAGGAACUGUGGAACAGCACCACCACAAGAACACCGUUCAAUUGCCUUUGAAGGACUCCGAUGGUUCUGCUGCUGCGACCAUCCCACUGGACAAGUUGGUUGAUUCAAUUGAGGGUCUUCAGGACAAGUCCCGGUUCUGGCUGGCACCAACACUGUGCCAUGGAGCCCUCCAGACUAUGUACAUCUAUGGUGCUGCUGCUGACCAGGUGAAGUUCCCGGUGUACUACGGAAGAAGGGUUGUUGAGCUGCCACAAGGUGGUGUCGUCUCUGCCGAUUAUGUGAUUCCUCAACCGGAGUCUAGCGAAUCGUUCAAGAAGCUCGUUGGCGAGAACUUCCCUGAAGGCUGGCCAAAAUUGCACCCAAGAACUAGAUACCUCUCUCCAUCUGAGGUUGAUGCACUGAAGAGCGAGACCGAGACAAGACCUCUUGUCAUCAUCAACCAUGGCCUAGGUGGUGGUUCUCAUGAGCCUGUUAUCAGAAUGCUCACUUCUGAACUGCACGAUGCUGGAAUUGACGCCGUCGUCUUGAACUCCAGAGGCUGCUCCAGAACUAAGCUCACCACGCCAGAGCUGUUCUCCGGGUUGGCGACUGAGGAUUUGCGUUAUUUCACCAAGCUCAUCCAGAAGGAGUAUCCAAAGAGACCUCUCUUUGGUGUCGGGUUCUCGUUUGGUGCUACGAUCUUGUCAAACUACUUGGGUGAAGAAGCUGGCGACUCACCAUACGUUGCCGCCGCUGUCCUGUCCAACCCGUGGGAUAUGGUUGACUCUGCUUAUCACAUCCAGCACCAGCUGGUUGGUAAGUACCUGUUCUCUGAUUCCAUUGCAUUUGCCCUAUCAAGAAUGGUCAAGUCCAACAGAGAAACCCUGUCCCAGAGUCCAUUGUUUACAGAGGAGAAGAUCCAUAAGAAGUAUCACUCCACAGUGGAGUUUGACAAUGCAAUCACAGCGCCUGAGUAUGGAUUCCAAACAGCGUAUCAAUACUAUAGAGCGGCUUCCUCUGUCAACAGACUGUUGAAGAUCCGUACUCCAUUGCUUGCCAUCAACUCAUCUGACGAUCCUGUUGUUGGUGUCUACUCCAUUCCAAACUUUGAAGCAGAGGCUAACCCAUACGUUGUUCUCAUAAAGACGGACCUCGGUGGCCAUCUGGCCUUUGUCCAACACGAUGGUAAGUCCUGGGCCGUUGAAAGAAUCGUUGAUUAUUUCAAAGCAUUUGAUAAGACUGUCGACUUGACAAAGAAGGUUGAGAGUAGCUACAAGCCAAUGGUUUCAAAAUACGUCGACAAGGUCCACUUCUAA